AUGGCCCCCAAAACAUCCUGCUUGCUUUCUCUCCAGUUUUUUACUGCGCAGGCGCCAACGAAGUCCGGAAAACAUGUGCUCCCUUCCGCCCUACCCUCCGCCAUAGCAGAAGAGUUGCGCAAUGUAGUGCUCCUCGGAGGCCGGGUGUUCUUAGUGCGCACGCGCCUUAUUCCAAGCUUCCGUUCUCUCUUCAAUUCUCCUUUCAAUUCCUGUUCUUCCUUUCAUUCCUUCCGGGUCAACCUGGCAAUUGGCAUAGCAACCUUUCCCUGGCUCGGGUGGGAGGCGAAGGUUUGGAGGAGCCUCAGCUUCCGGUGGAGUCGAAGUGCUGGGGCCCGAGGCGGCCCCAGGGGAAGCGCAGGCACCAUGGCUCGAAAUGCAGAAAAGGCCAUGACGGCCUUGGCGAGAUUUCGCCAAGCUCAACUUGAAGAGGGGAAAGUUAAGGAACGGAGACCUUUUCUUGCCUCUGAAUGUAAUGAGCUACCCAAAGCUGAGAAAUGGCGACGACAGAUUAUUGGGGAGAUCUCAAAAAAUUGGCACAAAUUCAUAAUGUGGGCUGCAGCUGGUUUAGGUGAAUUCAGAAUUCGAGACUUGAAUGAUGAAAUAAAUAAACUCCUAAGAGAGAAAGGACACUGGGAGGUUCGGAUAAAGGAACUGGGAGGUCCUGAUUAUGGAAAAGUUGGCCCUAAAAUGCUAGACCAUGAAGGGAAAGAGGUUCCAGGAAAUCGAGGUUAUAAAUAUUUUGGAGCAGCUAAAGAUCUACCUGGUGUCAGAGAGCUUUUUGAAAAAGAACCCCUUCCGCCUCCAAGAAAGACUCGAGCUGAGCUCAUGAAAGCUAUUGAUGCUGAAUACUACGGUUACCGAGAUGAAGAUGAUGGCAUUUUGGAACCUUUAGAGCAGGAGCAUGAAAAGAAAGUCAUAAGAGCAGUAGAAAAGUGGAAGGCUGAGAGGGAGGCCCGACUUGCCCGAGGAGACAAAGAAGAGGAGGAGGAAGAAAUAAACAUCUAUGCUGUGAACGACGAUGAGUCUGAUGAGGAGAGUGCCAAGGAGAAAGAAGGAGAAGAAGGGCAGCAGAAGUUUAUUGCUCACGUCCCAGUGCCCUCCCAGCAAGAGAUCGAGGAGGCUCUUGUACGAAUAAAGAAGAUGGAACUCCUGCAGAAGUAUGCCAGUGAAACACUCCUGGCCCAGAGCGAGGAGGCGAAGAGGCUUCUUGGAUUUAGGAGCCCAGCAUCGCCUGGACUGAGUUCCUCGGAGGUUCAAAAUACACUCAUCAUCCACCCAGUUUUUGUUCACUAACAGCUAUGAGCCAUCACAGCUGGUUAAAGAUGGUCCUUGCCAGUAACUUUCCUGUUAGCUUUGGGGAUUUGCUGUAUUCGUAUUUUUCAUGUAGUUCCAUCCUUGAGUCAUAAAAAUGUUUUUUUUUUUUCAUCCAAAAGGUGGUCUGUAGGGGCAGCUAGGUGGCACAGUGGCUAGAGCACCAGCCCUGGAGCAAGAGUACCUGAGUUCAAAUCUGGCCUCAGACACUUGACACUAGCUGUGUGACUCUGGGCAAGUCACUUAACCCCAAUUGCCUCACCAAAAAAAACCCCAACAAAACCCAAAAGAUGGUCUGCAACUGUUUGGGUAUGCUGUCCCUGAAUGUUUCCUGGUUGGGUUGUUCACGUGCCUUGAACAUUUCAGCAAUUUAUUUUGUAUAGAUAUUUUUAUUACUGUAUAAAUGAUUUUGCUUUUGAAGUUUGUAAUAUCUGAUCACUGUGAAGAUAUUUUAUUAAAUACUUU
This is a messenger RNA of Dromiciops gliroides (monito del monte), 1776 nucleotides long. RefSeq names its product pre-mRNA-splicing factor ISY1 homolog. Gene Ontology annotation, cellular component: Prp19 complex; post-mRNA release spliceosomal complex; catalytic step 2 spliceosome. Lineage: Eukaryota; Metazoa; Chordata; Mammalia; Microbiotheria; Microbiotheriidae. The record is from RefSeq and is a predicted model, not a curated record. Gene Ontology annotation, biological process: generation of catalytic spliceosome for second transesterification step; mRNA 3'-splice site recognition.